Molecule: messenger RNA, 1644 nt
Organism: Tetrapisispora phaffii CBS 4417
Lineage: Eukaryota; Fungi; Ascomycota; Saccharomycetes; Saccharomycetales; Saccharomycetaceae
Exons: 1
Coding region: 1-1644 (547 amino acids)
Biological process (GO): superoxide anion generation
Molecular function (GO): superoxide-generating NADPH oxidase activator activity; phosphatidylinositol binding; protein binding
Source: RefSeq, a predicted model, not a curated record
AUGUUAAAGGGUUUUAAAUUGUCAAAGAGAGACAGUCAAGGGAAAGGGCGUAUAACGUCUGCUGAUAUAUCUGGACCAACUCGUGAUACAUCUGAGUUGCUGAAACAUUCAAGAACUAUGUCUGUUGAUAAGAAGAGGGUGUCCUCUUCUCGUGGCCGUCAUUCUUCAAACAUAUCUUCUCCAGAGAGGGUUAUUAGAGCAUUGUAUAAUUAUAGAGCCCAGUCGUCUGAAGAGUUGUCAUUUUUAGAGGGCGAGUUUUUUUACGUCGAAGAGGAAGAGGAUGAAUGGUACAAAGCUUCGAAUCCAAAUUCAAGUAAGGUGGGAAUGGUUCCGAAAAGCUAUUUUGAAAUAAUCAAUAAGACAAGACCUCCUUCAGUAGGUGUACAUAGUAAUGGUGGGAUAUCACGACAGCAAUCAAAUGAAAUCUCAACACAGCCCUCAUCUCUUUAUGGUAUUGUGUUGUAUGAUUUUCAAGCUGAAAAAGCUGACGAAUUAACUGCAUACGUAGGGGAAAACCUUUUUAUUUGUGCACAUCAUAACUAUGAAUGGUUCAUUGCCAAACCAAUUGGUAGACUUGGAGGGCCAGGUUUAGUCCCUAUUGACUUUGUCAGUAUCAUAGAUAUAUCUACUGGUUUUGCUACUGGUAACAAAAUUAAAGAUGACAUCAUAGCAGCAAAUUUACCCACUGUAAAGGAAUGGAAAAGUAAUGUUACCAAAUAUAAAAAUAGUAAUAUUGCUUUAGGCUCAGUAGAUCACAAUCAACAAAGUAAUUUUGGAGGUGUUGGCAAUAUUGAUGAAGAAUACAUAGAGUCACCAAUAUUUGAUUCUGAGGUUGUUAAAAAAGCAUCAGUAGUAUCAUAUUUGUUAGAGGAUGAUAAAUAUUGGUUCACCUUGAUUUGUGAGUUAUCUAAUGGUAAAAGUAGAAAGCUGAAAAGAUAUUAUCAAGACUUUUAUGAUUUACAAGUAAAAUUACUUGACACUUUUCCAUCAGAAUCUGGUAAGUUGAGGAAUAGCUCAGGACAGUGGACGAAACGUAUACUGCCAUAUAUUCCUGGUCCAGUACCACAAGUCACCGAAUCAAUCACAAAUAAAAGAAAAGAUGAUUUAAAUAUAUAUGUCUCGGAACUAGUGCAUUUACCUGACUACAUUUCUCGUUGUGAUUAUGUCAAAUACCUAUUUGCAAUCAAAAAUAAUGGAUACGAUGAAGAAUUUCUAAACACUGUUACUGAUUCCUUUAGUAACCAAAACACGGAAACUUUAAUGGCACAACAAUUACCUUCGAAAAAUGAACUCAAUUUACAAGGGGAUAACACUUUAACAGGUGAAGAUUUGCAACUAUACGAAAAGAUGGGUGAAUUAUCUCUUGAUGGGAGCAAACAGAAGUCAAGACCACCAAGUUCGUUACCGCCUCAAUUGAAACCAACAAAGAUAAAAUUUUAUUAUAAUGAUGAUAUAUUUGCCCUGAUGUUAAAACCUGAUACUAUGUUAAGUGAACUACGUAGUAACAUUUCUACAAGAAUUGAUGGUAUUAAUUUCAAAUUGGAAAUAAACCUAUCGAAUGGAGAAACUGAACUGAUUAACUCUGACUCUCAAGUUUCUUAUAUUAUUCAAAACAAAUUAAAGAUAAAUGUAAUAGAUAAUUAA